Messenger RNA from Knipowitschia caucasica, 2346 nucleotides. The record is from the annotation of a GenBank genome assembly. Lineage: Eukaryota; Metazoa; Chordata; Actinopteri; Gobiiformes; Gobiidae.
AUGCCGCUGAGGGCCUUCAAGGAGAACCCGGGCUUCCAGGACCUCCCACUUACGUUCCCCGGAGACAACGGGCGCCCUGGAACCCCUGGACCUCCCGGUGACCAAGGGGCUCCAGGAUUUCCAGGUCUCCCAGGACUCCCCGGAACCUUCACAGGGACUGGAGGGCGUGGAGCUCCAGGUUUCCCUGGUACCCCAGGACCAAAGGGUGAGAAGGGUAACCCCGGCAUCCCGAGCUACGGCCCCGAGGGACAGCCUGGCAGUACUGGACUGCAGGGGCCCCAAGGAUCCCGCGGACCCCCUGGACCCCCCGGAGAUUCAGGGGACUGUCUUGUGCCGGUGGAGGAAACUCCGGGGCCUGAAGGACCACCAGGACCCAGUGGGACACCCGGGUUCCCUGGAGCCAAGGGCGAGCCAGGGAAUGGAGGAGCACCCGGCUACAACGGUGCUCAGGGACCUUCAGGCCCAGCUGGACCUCGAGGAGGAUUUGGGCGUAAAGGAGAGAAGGGCACUUCCUAUUACCCCGUCCAGGGUUAUGGAGUGAAAGGGGAGAUUGGAGCACCUGGACCCAGAGGACCCAACGGAGAGACAGGAAAACCAGGACGAGAUGGGUUACCGGGCUUCCCUGGCGCCCCCGGAGCUCCAGGCGAUGCUGGAUAUGGUACAUUGGGUGAAAAGGGUUUCCCAGGAUUCCCAGGUUCUAAAGGUCUUCCUGGAGGUCCUGGAGAACCUGGGAUUGGUUACGCAGGGACCCCCGGAUACAGAGGCGAGCCCGGAGACCCUGGUAUACCCGGUUUGCCUGGAGCACCCGGGUAUCCUGGAGAGAAAGGCACCAACCUGCCCUGCACUAUCCCCGGCGAGCCUGGAGAGCCCGGUUAUAAUGGCAUCCCGGGUCGACCAGGUGGAAAGGGGCUGCCAGGUCCCAAUGGAAACUCAGGUCGUCCUGGUUUUAACGGAGCCAAAGGAGAAAGAGGAGAUCCAGGUUAUGGAGGCCAACAAGGACUGCAAGGUUUCCCUGGACCCAGAGGGGACCCUGGACUCCCAGGUGUGCCAGGGACCAGUUCAGAUGGAGAGCGCGGGAAGAAUGGUGUGCCUGGUAUUCCUGGAGCAAAGGGCCAGCCUGGAGAGGUGCUGGGGGCCACUCCUGGGACCCCUGGAUCCAACGGCUUUCCUGGGCCCCCUGGAGACAAGGGGCAGCCUGGCACUCCUGGAGGACCUGGUGCACCUGGUGUGGAUGGUCGAAAUGGUUUCCCCGGGUUAAAGGGGGAGCGAGGAGUGGAUGGAGCUCCAGGUUUCCCUGGCGCUGAGGGACCUCCAGGAGAAUACACCGGCGGAGUCCCAGGACGCAGAGGAGACCCAGGUCCCAAAGGACUGAGCGGACCCCCAGGCUGUCCAGGUUUCCCUGGGCGCAAAGGAGAGAGAGGAGACCCAGGGUUCCACGGCCCCGCAGGCAUGAAGGGAUCCCCAGGUCUGCCAGGAAUCCCCGGGACUCCUGGACUCCCAGGACCCCCCGGACUCGCAGGACCAGGCACCGUACCUGGCCGUCCUGGAAUACCUGGCAUCAAGGGUGAGAGAGGUUUCCCAGGUCUUACAGGCUUCCCCGGUCAGCCUGGUCGUCCCGGAUCGCCUGGUUUUCCAGGUGGAAAGGGAUUCCCAGGAGACCCAGGAAGAAACGGACUGCCCGGCGGUCCUGGAUUCCCUGGACAGAAAGGGGAGAGAGGGUACCCCGGCAACCCUGGUCGUCCUGGUAUUGCACCACAGGUUCUUGUGACAAAAGGAGACUAUGGAAACCCUGGCAUCAGCGGCUUACCAGGAUUCACUGGACAAAGAGGUGACAAAGGUCUGCCGGGUUUGCCUGGGCGUCAGGGUUUACCAGGACUGCCCGGUUUCGCAGAGCAGAGUAAAGGUCUUCCAGGAGUUCCCGGUUUCCCUGGGAGACCGGGAACACCAGGAUACCCCGGACCAAAGGGAGAGGCUGGCAUCAACGGGUUUCCUGGAGGAUCUGCACCGAGGGGUGACGAUGGUGUUCCUGGUUUGCCUGGUAAUCCCGGAGAGCCUGGUCGUCCUGGUGCUAAAGGUCUUCCCGGAGAUACUUAUGGUGGUUAUCCUGGAAGCCCCGGACCCAAGGGACAGCCUGGAGAAGUCGCAUUUCCAGAUCCUCCAGGAAACCCGUUGAUGCCAGCCUCUCCCUUUGGUCCGGGGUAUCCUGGUGUUCCCGGUCUCCCAGGGAAACCGGGAACUCUGGAAGACCUUUACUCUGCUCUGCGAAACCGGGCAGUCCUGGUAAACCCUGACGCCCAGGCAAACCCGGCAGACCUUUGUCACCUGCACAAAUAUGAAAGGGUUUAG